Molecule: messenger RNA, 4664 nt
Organism: Bufo bufo (common toad)
Lineage: Eukaryota; Metazoa; Chordata; Amphibia; Anura; Bufonidae
Gene: CNTNAP2
Product: contactin associated protein 2
Exons: 24
Coding region: 153-4124 (1323 amino acids)
Source: RefSeq, a predicted model, not a curated record
GGUCUAGGAGAAAAAGAAGGGUGGGUUUUGUUCUUCUUUAAACGGGGAAGCCCUGUGUCACUCCACACCCAGCCUCACUUCCCUGAGGAGGACCAUAGAGGAGCAAGUUACUGUACUAACCCUGUGGGAUCUGGAGUUAAACCUGAGAAGCCAUGGUUUGGAUUUGCAGAGCCAGGGGGGCUGCUCUUGUCCUGGGGAUUUGGAGCUACCUAUACUGCAGUGCCUGGAGUGCCUCCUCUGAUUCCCAAAAAUGUGAUGAGCCCUUGGUAGCUGGUCUUCAAACACAAUCCUUCAAAAGUUCAUCUGUAAUGUCUGGAAUUUAUGCCCCAGUAUAUGCUAAACUCAACAGGAGGGAAGGAGAUGGUGGUUGGUCACCACUGGACACUGAUCAUUAUCAGUGGCUACAAGUGGAUUUUGGAAGCAGGAAACAAAUCCGUGCCAUAGCUACUCAAGGGAGGUAUAGCAGUUCUGACUGGGUGUCUCAAUAUCGUCUUCUCUACAGUGACACUGGCAGGAACUGGAAACCGUAUCAUCAGGAUGGAAAUAUAUGGGCAUUUCCAGGAAACAUAAACUCAGAUACUGUUGUCCGACAUGAGCUGCAACACCCAAUAGUAGCUAGCUAUGUGCGUAUCGUUCCUCUGGACUGGAGUGGAGAAGGACAGAUUGGAUUAAGAGUUGAACUAUAUGGAUGUCCAUACUGGGCUGAUGUAAUCAAUUUUGAUGGCAACACUGUGUUAUCCUAUCAGUUCAAGGAUAGGAAGAUGGCAACUGAAAAAGAUGUCAUCUCACUAAAAUUCAAAAGCACUGCAAGUGAAGGAGUUCUCUUUCAUGGUGAAGGACAACAAGGAGACUAUAUCACGCUAGAACUGAAGAGAUCAAAACUGGUUUUACAAUUAAACCUAGGAAGUAACCAGUAUGGAAACAUUUAUGGCCAUACAACCGUUACUACAGGAAGUCUUCUAGAUGACCAUCAUUGGCACUCAGUUAUAAUAGACCGCCAUAAAAAGCAUAUUAAUCUUACCCUGGACAACCAUGUACAGCAUUUUAAAACAAAUGGAGAAUUUGUUAAAUUAGACCUGGAUUUUGAGCUAACUUUUGGAGGCAUGCCUUUGUCUGGAAAGCCAAGCUCAAGCAACAGAAGAAAUUUCAAGGGCUGUAUGGAAAGCAUUAAGUAUAAUUCACUUAAUAUCACUGACCUUGCCAGGAGGAAGAAGAUGAAUUCCUAUAAUGUGGACAACUUAAGUUUUACCUGUGCUGAAUCGCAUGCCGUUCCUGUCUUCUUCAAUGCUACAAGCUACUUGGAAGUUCAUGGACGAGAAGAAGAAGAUGUGUUGUCUCUCAGCUUUUACUUCCGAACUUGGAAUACAAAUGGUCUCCUGCUUUUCACUAUUUUUUCAGAUGAAAUUGGAAGCAUUGAAAUAGACCUAACAGAAGGCAAAGUUUUUGUGCACAUAAACAUUACUAAGUUCAAAAAAAAUCGUAUUGAUAUUUCUUCUGGCUCUGCUCUUAACGAUGGACAGUGGCAUGAAGUACGAUUCACAGCUGAGGAGAAUUCUGCCAUGUUAACUAUUGAUGGGGAUGAGGCUUCAUCUGUUAAAACAAAUAGCCCUCUUCAGUUCCGAACUGGGAGUCAAUAUUUUUUUGGAGGUUUCUUCUCCAAAUCAAACAGCUCUAAUCACCCAGUGUACGAGAAUUCCUUUCAAGGAUGCAUGCAACUUCUCCAUGUGGACAAUCAGCUGGUUGACCUCCAUGCAGUAGAGCAAGGGAAGCAUGGAAGCUUUGAAAACAUCACUAUUGAUAUGUGUGCAAUCAUUGACCGAUGUGUCCCUAAUAAUUGUGAACAUGGAGGAAAGUGCACUCAAACGUGGGACACCAUAACUUGCAAUUGCGAAGGAACUGGGUACACUGGUGCCACCUGUCAUAACUCCAUGUAUGAACUCUCUUGUGAAGUAUACAGACACUUGGGCAAUACAUCAGACUUCUACUGGAUUGAUCCAGAUGGCAGUGGUCCACAAGGACCAAUGAGAGUUUACUGCAAUAUGACAGAGGAUAAAGUAUGGACAACCUUAUACCAUGAUUUGAAGCCUGAAACAUCAGUGCCAGGUGCCAGCAAAGAGAAACGAGUAGUGGUACAACUGAAUUACAACACAUCCAUGGAGCAGAUCUCCACCAUUACAAACAGUGCAGAGAGAUGUGAGCAGUAUCUUUCUUACUCUUGCAAGAUGUCAAGACUGCUCAACUCACCAGAUGGAAAUCCAUACACAUGGUGGGUUGGGAAAGGAAAUGAGAAACAUUAUUAUUGGGGCAAUUCUGGACCUGGCAUUCAGAAAUGUUCAUGUGGAAUUGAUAGGAACUGCAGCGACAGCAGAUUCUACUGUAACUGUGAUGCUGACCAAAGGCAAUGGAGAAAAGAUGAUGGAAUCUUGUCCUACAAAGAUCACCUACCAGUCACUCAAGUUGUGGUUGGAGAUACCUAUCGGUCAUCAUCAGAAGCCAAGCUGACUGUUAAUCCUCUGCGCUGUUAUGGAGAUAAAAAUUAUUGGAAUGCGGUCUCUUUUAUUGCACCCAACUCCUUUCUUCACUUCUCUACAUUCCAAGGAGAGACCAGUGCUGACAUAUCUUUCUACUUUAAAACUUCUGCCCCUGAUGGAGUUUUUGUGGAAAACAGAGGAAACACCGACUUCAUUAAGAUAGAGCUAAAAUCAAAUACUGAGGUGUCAUUUUCAUUUGAUGUCGGCAAUGGUCUAGUAGAGCUGAUUGUUUCUACCUCCACUCCACUGAAUGAUGACCAGUGGCAUCGAGUGCGAGCAGAGAGGAAUAUCAAGGAAGCCAGGCUUCAGGUCGAUCAGCUCCCACCACAAAUACUCAAGGCUCCUACUCAUGGCCACACCAGACUGGAGCUCACCAGUCAGUUUUAUGUCGGUGCUGCAGGAGAUCAGAAAGGAUUUCUAGGUUGCAUUCGUGCUUUAAGAGUGAAUGGCAUUCCAUUAGACUUGGAAGAGAGAGCAAAAGCUACCCAAGGUGUAAAGCCUGGCUGUUCGGGACACUGUACCAGCUUCAAAAACCUCUGCAGAAAUGGUGGCACAUGUAACGAACUAUACAAGGGUUACAAAUGUGAUUGUUCCAGGACUGCUUAUGACGGGAGCAACUGUAUAAAUGCUGUUGGUGGAUAUUUUGAGGAAGGUACCUGGCUGAAAUAUAGUUUCCACACAGCAUCUACUUCAGCAGUCGUCAGUCCAAAAGAUGUAUUUAUUGUUCAACAGUCAUCAGCCUCAGAUAUUUCUUUAGCAAAAGAAGAGCUGCUUUUUAGCUUCAGCACUACCAAGACACCUUGUAUCCUUGUGUAUGUCAGUUCAUAUUCCCAGGACUAUAUGGCGGUGCUCUUGAAGCCACCUGGUAUCUUACAAAUUCGGUACAAUUUAGGAGGCACCAAAGAGCCUUUUAUUGUUGAUAUCACUGAUCAUAAAAAUUUGGCUAACGGGCAACCACACAAUGUCAAUAUCACCCGAGCUGGAAGGAACAUCAUAUUCCAGCUUGAUCAUUACUCUCCAGCAACAUACAGCCUGCCUCCUUCUUCUGAGACUCAGUUUAAUGGACCAAAGGCCCUUUUCUUGGGAAGAGUGUUAGAGACUGGAACUAUAGAUCAGGAGAUCCAAUCCUACAACACUCCAGGCUUCAGCGGCUGCUUGUCCAGAGUACAGUUCAAUCUUAUAGCCCCUCUCAAGCUUGCCUUAAGGUCGCGAAAUAACUCCCAGGUGCAAGUGGUGGGAGAGCUUGUGGAAUCGAACUGUGGUGCGUCACCGCUGACCAUCCCUCAAAUGGCAUCGGAAAACAAUCCUUGGCACUCAGAAACUGCUAAUUUCCCGAACAAUGAAGGACAAGCCAUUACAGAUGGAGUCAACAGGAAUUCUGCUAUUAUUGGAGGUAUCAUAGCCGUGGUAAUCUUCACCAUUCUUUGCACCUUGGUGUUUUUGAUACGCUACAUGUUCCGCCACAAGGGAACCUACCACACAAAUGAAGCCAAGGGAGCUGAAUCUGCCGACAGUGCCGAUGCAGCCAUUAUAAACAAUGACCCCAACUUUACGGAGACCAUCGAUGAAAGUAAAAAGGAAUGGCUUAUCUAAAGGAGCGUUCAACGUGACCACAGUGGGCUCUGGGGUGUUGCUAGCGACUGUGUCUCGCCAGUAGGCUUUGGAUUUCUCCAUGCAAGAUCACCAGAACCAGGAGGGUACAAACGGCCACUCAAUACACUGACAAAAAUUACAAAUCAUAAACUUUGAUGAAGGCAUUUGAAAGUCAUUUUUAGUUACAUCUACAGUCGGGUUUUUCUCCUUCUGUAUUUCCCUGUCUAAAAAGAACACAAUUUCAGCUUUUAGAGUCUCAGCGUCGGUUUGGGUUUGUCAGUACUAUCUGUAUUUUUUUGUGUGUGUUUAGAGGCAAUCAAAUAACUACGCAACGUCCAAGGGCCUGUUUUCUAAAAAUUUUAUAAGCCCUGAGAUUAUUAAAGAAGUCAACAUAUAUCCACAAGUGAUUAUAUGUAAACCUAUGCAAGUGUUUAUGUAUAAUCCUGCACACACAGCAUAUUAUUAUCCUCUUCUUCCUUUCUCCUUUAUAUGAUAAACUACUUUUCAUUGCAUGCAUAGGCACUGCAGUAACUCAGAAUG